Aspergillus calidoustus is the source of this 969-nucleotide messenger RNA. Lineage: Eukaryota; Fungi; Ascomycota; Eurotiomycetes; Eurotiales; Aspergillaceae. The record is from the annotation of a GenBank genome assembly.
AUGACCCAGUCUGCCCCCGACAAUCGUAUCCGCCUACUGGCAACAGCCUUUGUGGUCUACCACCAUAGAGACCUGUCCAAAGCCCGGCAAUUCUUUCUGGAUUUCGGCCUAUUCAUUGCAGAAGAGCGGGAGGGCGAAAUAUUCUUCAAAGGGUACGGCUCAGAACCCUUCAUCUACCAUGCAGUGCAGGCCGAAGACGGGAAGCGCAGCUUCCAUGGCGCAGCUUAUCAAGUCGAAUCCCGAGCCGAUCUCGAAAACGCCGCACGUCUGGCAGGCGCAACGCCUAUAGCACCUUUUUCAGCCCCAGGCGGCGGGGAAAUCGUUACAUUGCUGGACCCGGUCGGCCACAAGGUCCAUUUGGUGUACGGGCAGGAGAAAACAACGACGGCUGAAGCCCCAAAGAUGGAGAAGCUAACGGUCAACUAUGAAGACGAAAAGCCGCGUAAAGGUCGCUUCCAACGGUUCAGUCUGGGCCCGGCGCCUGUCCACCGGUGGGGCCAUUACGGGGUGACGUAUCCAGCUGGCAAGUACGAGGAGAUGUAUGCGUGGUAUACGACUACACUUGCACUGGCCCCGUCGGACAUCGUGUACAGAGGCUCUGAACCCAUUACUUGCUUCUUCCAUAUUGACCGCGGCCUGGAAUAUACCGAUCACCACGCGUUCUUCUUCAAGCCAGCCAAGGAGAGCCAGGAACUUGAUGUGGCGCACGCGGCCUUUGAGGUGCACGACUUUGAUAUCCAGCAGCUGGGCCACCAGCACCUGCGCGACAAGGGUUAUAAACUAUGUUGGGGGGUUGGCAGACAUGUGCUCGGCAGCCAGGUAUUUGACUACUGGUUUGAUAGUAGCGACUUUGUUGUGGAGCACUAUGCGGAUGGUGACUUGGUCAAUUCCGAAACGACCAUUGCCAAAGUGCAGGCAGGCCCGCAGGCGCUGUCCGUCUGGGGUCCCCCGGUACCCGAGGUCUUUUGA